GAGACCUGGAACCGGGCUCAUUGAGGACGACAGACUGGCACAGGGCGUCUCACGAUCCUUUGAAACAUGUCUGGCAUUGUCGCACAGCUUCAGCACAAGCGAGACAGAUCCUCCGGGAUUGGAUCCAACGAGCAUGCGGUGAAAUAUCUCAACCAGGAUUAUGAAGCAAUCAAACAAAGGUGCCUGGAGACAGGAAGGCUGUUCGAGGAUGAUUGUUUUGAACCACUUCCCUCAUCCUUGGGCUAUAAUGAGCUCGGACCAAAUUCUUACAAAGUCCGGGGAAUCGAGUGGAAGAGACCCAAGGAACUGUCGUCCAGUCCGAAAUUUAUUUCAGACAAUGCCACCAGGACUGAUAUCUGCCAAGGAGCACUUGGUGACUGCUGGCUUCUGGCAGCUAUCGCCUCUCUGACGCUCAAUGAGAAGGUCCUGCAUCGUGUUGUACCACACUGCCAGAGCUUUGAUGAAGACUACACGGGAAUGUUUCACUUCGAGUUCUGGCAGUUCGGCGAGUGGGUGGACGUCGUGGUGGACGACCGUUUACCCACCAGGGACGGGGAGCUGCUCUUUGUUCACUCCGAGUCCAAAUCAGAGUUCUGGACUGCACUUUUGGAGAAAGCGUACGCCAAGUUGAACGGAUGCUACGAGGCACUUUCCGGGGGCAGCACUACUGAGGGGUUUGAGGACUUCACUGGUGGGAUUGCUGAGCGGUAUAAUCUGGAAAGGCCAGACCCCCAUCUCUUUAAAAUCAUUAUGAAGGCUUUGGACAGAGGUUCACUGCUGGGAUGCUCAAUAAAUAUCACCAGUGCAAGUGACUCUGAGGCCGUCACUUACCGCAAGUUGGUGAAAGGGCACGCCUACUCUGUGACUGGAGCUGUGAGGGUGGACUACAGAGGAGAUGAAGUGGAGCUCAUAAGAAUUCGUAACCCAUGGGGUCAGGUGGAGUGGAACGGAGCCUGGAGUGACAAUUCGUCUGAGUGGAGAUACGUGAGUGACGAAGACAGGGAGAGGCUCCGAUGCCGAUCUGAAGACGGCGAAUUCUGGAUGUCCUUCACCGACUUCCUCCGCCAGUAUUCCCAGCUGGAGAUCUGCAACCUGACUCCUGACGCGCUCUCCAGCGAUGACUUGAAAAAGUGGUCCCAGAAAGACUUUGAGGAAACCUGGAGGAGAGGAGUUUCAGCAGGCGGCUGCAGAAACUAUAUAAACACCUUCUGGAUGAAUCCGCAGUCUGUCAUUAAACUACAGGAAGUUGAUGAUGAUCCCUGUGACGGUGAAGACAUGUGCACAGUCAUCAUAGGAUUAAUGCAGAAGAACAAGCGGUGCCGCAGGAAGAUGGGAGAAGACAUGGAGACAAUCGGCUAUGCCAUCUACGAUCUGCCUGAGGAGUAUUCCGGUAAAAGGCAAGUGCACCUGAAGAAAAGGUUCUUCCAAUCCACAAGGGCCGCCGCUCGCAGCGAGACCUUCAUCAAUCUGCGAGAAGUGAGCACCCGCUUCACCCUGCCUCCCGGAGAGUACCUCAUCGUCCCGUCCACAUUUGAACCCCACAAGAACGGAGACUUCUACAUCAGAGUGUUCACCGAGAAACAGGCCGACUUUGAGGAAAUCGAUGAUGAAGUCGAAUGCAAAGUGGAAGAGAUAGAUAUCGAUGAAGAUGAUAUAAGUGACAGAUUUAAGAAUCUGUUCGGACAACUCGCUGGACACGAUGUGGAGAUUUCACCAUUCGAACUACGAAAAAUCCUGAACAGAGUGGUGUCAAGACGCUCAGACAUCAAAACCGGCGAGUUUUCCAUCACCACCUGCCGCAACAUGGUCAACCUGCUGGACAAAGAUGGAAGUGGAAAACUGGGGCUGGUGGAAUUCCGGAUUCUGUGGAGCAAGAUCGAAAAAUUCCUGGAUUUGUACAAGACUAAAGAUGGUGACCAGAGUGGCUGUAUGAGCGCUGCAGAGAUGCGCUCAGCGAUUGAAGAAGCUGGUUUCUCUCUCAACAACCCACUGCACCAGGUGAUUGUGGCCCGCUAUAGCGACUCUGCUACCAGCAUUGACUUCGACAGUUUUGUGUGCUGCUUGAUCCGACUUGAGUCGCUCUUCAAAACCUUUAACACUCUGGACAAGGACAACAGUGGAGAGAUAGAACUGAACCUCACAGAGUGGCUGGAGCUGUCCAUGCUGUAGAGAAGCCUGGGAUAUUCAAGUGAUGCUUUGGCAUGCCUCUCUCUUUUCUGGUGGUUUUUGUGGACAAAUUAUUCAGCCUAUGUGAAGAGUUAAGGGUCUAGUUUGGAGAAUAUAUUCAUGAUUCUUCCAUCCUUAUGUGAUGUUUUCCGGUGGUUUUAUUCUCAAUCUUUUAGAGUUAGGGACUUCAUGAGUAGAAGAGUCUGCUUGACAUGAAUCAGUAUGAAGAAUUGUGGUGUAUUAUUUUGGCGCACAACACUCCAUUUUGUUCCACAAUACUUAUUCACUGUUUAACUUCUUUUAAUUUUCUGUUUUUUCUUUUUUUUUUUUUUUUUACUUCUUGCAUAAAUAUGUUAACUAAUGUACUCUUCGAGCGGAAAAAAAGAUAAGUGCCAGUAAAAGAUCAGUACUGAGUCUUAAUCUGUGUCGAGUGAAGUAAGCAACGACAUAUGAAGACGGAGUAAGGAAAUUAACUUAAGGGCCAAGAAGAGCUGUUUGACUGUUGGAAGAUCAAUCCAAGAAUUUUAUGCGCUGUUGUACAAGUUGGACUAUGUAGUGCUAUAUAAGGGAGAAGAAGGGAUGCUGAUUCAGGAUGCUUAGCAGUCAUUCAUAACACCCCCACACGGUGAAUUCAUUUGGAGCGCCAAUGACCAGGCCAAUGGUUCAUGAGAUAUGACCCCGUGACCUUCUUGUUGGCCAACAUGCUGCUAUGCAAUCCGACAUUGAUUUACAUUU
Messenger RNA from Synchiropus splendidus (mandarinfish), 2901 nucleotides. RefSeq names its product calpain-2 catalytic subunit-like. The transcript is spliced from 21 exons. Lineage: Eukaryota; Metazoa; Chordata; Actinopteri; Syngnathiformes; Callionymidae. The coding region runs from base 67 to 2169 and encodes 700 amino acids. Gene Ontology annotation, biological process: proteolysis. The record is from RefSeq and is a predicted model, not a curated record. Gene Ontology annotation, molecular function: calcium-dependent cysteine-type endopeptidase activity; calcium ion binding. Gene Ontology annotation, cellular component: cytoplasm.